Linum trigynum is the source of this 1833-nucleotide messenger RNA. NCBI's taxonomy places the organism in Eukaryota, Viridiplantae, Streptophyta, Magnoliopsida, Malpighiales, Linaceae. The record is from the annotation of a GenBank genome assembly.
UACUACCAUUAGAGAUUCAAAUCAUUAGAGAGAAGAAGAAAAUACAAAGUAGAAGAGGGAAAUGACAGAAUCAAGCUGCUUCUCCUAGCUUGCACCUUCUCCUUGCUCUUUGGGUUGAUUGGAUCUUCAAUGAAGCUCUCCCGAUGUGUUUCCCUCACUAAAGCACUCAAAAACCCUAAUUUCUCACCCCAAGGUGGCUCUCCUUGUUAAAGUGCAGAAAGGGAGUAUUUAUCGGCAGAUUGUGGUGGUCACGGCCUCGAGGGCGUGACCUGAUGGUCCCUUCCGUGACCACUGGCCGUCACCAGGUCGUGACUUGAUGGACGUCUCCGUGUCGCAGCGUUUUGACUUUGUCUUUAAGUGCCGAGAUCGCGACCUCCGCUAUAAGAUCCCGAUCGCGAUCUUUUGUCUUGGCCGUGAUAUUUUUCCACGGUCAAAAUACGCCUUGCCCGUGAUCCGAUUGGGGAAACACUCUGCCUCCUUCUUGGUCGCCUUCUCUAGUUCGCGGCCACGAUCACAUGCCGCAAUCAUCGUCACGGCCUUAUCAAGGGUCACCUAUGGCCGUGGCCAGUGCUUUUUCUCCCCCUUUUGCUCCUAUUCUUCCCAAUCGUGCCCGGAUGAACUCUUGCGAUCAAUCUCAAAUGAAUAUGACCUGAAAUUUCAUCACAACCACUUGGGAAAGCAUAAAAUACCACAAAUUGGGGUCGGUUCCCCUAUGGAAACCUUCGUAUCAAGACUACCUGUGCCAAAAUGCAUGUUUUACAAAUAGGAACGAAAACGGGCAUAAAUAACUUGAUAUGUGGCCUAGAAACAAUGAUUUAGCAUGCAAAUUCCUUGAGAAUAGAAGCUAGAUAACACCUAUUUUAGGUGUUAUCAAACUCCUCCGCACUUAGGCGUUUGCUUGUUCCCAAGCAAACCUACUCAAACCAAUGCAACUUAGUAAACAAAUCAAUGUGAGAUGCACUCUAGUUCUUCAUUGCAUAAAUAAAAGUAAACGGAGAUGAGAAAAUGUUACUAUUAUCUCACUGUGCAAGCACAAACUCUCGGAUGAGGACCAUACUUACUGCCUAAGGCCGAACGUUCAAGGUGUACCCGAGGGAUUCUCAAACAACAAAUAAGCACAUGAAUUCUCAAAGGUGCUCUUUAUUCUCUCUUUAGAUUUAGGAGUUUUUGUUUAUUGGUCUCCUUUUUCGACAUUGACCUGCAUUGCACCAAGCUUUUGCAAUUCUUUUGCAAACAAGCCUCUCUCCCUCAUGGCCAAGAGCGAAUGAAUCAUAGCCUUCCCUAUCGAGGUCGCAUGUGGGGAAAUUGAUGGGCGUAUUCGUCUUCGUCUGAGCUUAGGUCACCCAAUUCGCCUUCCCCAUCUCCACGAUCCCACCCUUAAACGCCAAAACGCGCUUUUUGUGAAAUUCGUGGGGAAUUCGCGAAUUAAUUUCUAGGAGAACGCGCUUUAUUAUUUGGCGAGCGUGAACUGAAUCUUGGAGAAGAAAAAGAAAAGCUGAGAAGCAAUUAGGAAGCGAUGAGUCACGGACUAUGGUCCUAUGAGCUUCAACCUCUUUGGGAAUCUCUGUCGUAGUUUUGGUCGAGAACUAUUCAACUUCGAGAGUCCAAAUCAAAGUAGGGGAAACGAAAAUGAAGUGUAAAAUAAACAGAAAUUGAAAUGGUAGUGAAGCGCGAUUCUUAGCUGCGGUAGAAGAGAUGAAGAGAGAGGAAGCAAAGGACAAUCAUGGUGUCUCCAAAGCUCCUGACGAGGCUCGCCUCCAAUGUCCUUGAUUUCGGCAAAUGAAAGAUCUGGCUUAAUCCAAAUGACAGCAAUUAUAAAUUUGCAUGGGCAAC